Molecule: messenger RNA, 2334 nt
Organism: Xenopus tropicalis (tropical clawed frog)
Lineage: Eukaryota; Metazoa; Chordata; Amphibia; Anura; Pipidae
Source: RefSeq, a predicted model, not a curated record
AUGGCAGCUGACGCGGUAUGCGCUAUAGGCGCUGCGGAGAAUUGGGUGUAGCAAUAUGGAACCACACACCGUAGCGUAUGAGCCGUAGGCGAAGCGCAACAAAGCAGUACAUUGUGUAAACUAGGGGGCGCAGACUCUUUAAAGGAACUUCCGGCCGCGGAGCUGUCAUUCUUUAAGCUGCAUCUGUUAUGGCUGGUGUUCUGUGCCGGAGAGCCCAGUUGCUGGGCAGAAGCAUCAGACAGUCUAUCUGCGGGUCUCAGGCUGUAUCCCACCGAUGGCAGUCGUCAGUUGCAGAUCCCUUGGAUCAGGCAUUGAGGGAAGGCGCAAUAUACGCCCCCCUGCAGACAUUCACAGAAGAGGAGACCAUGAUAAAAGAAAUGGUGAAGAAAUAUGCCCAGGAGCGCAUUGCCCCGCUGGUCAAAACUAUGGACGCCAAUUCCAAAAUGGACAACUCUGUCAUCGAGGGACUGUUUGAAUUAGGGCUCAUGGGUGUCGAGGUUGACCCAAAGUACGGUGGCACCGGGGCCUCUUUCUUCUCUUCCAUACUUGUCAUCGAGGAAUUGGCCAGAGUAGAUCCGUCAGUAUCAGUCAUGUGUGACAUUCAGAACACUCUCAUCAACACCCUGUUCCAGCGACUAGGCACAGAGCAGCAAAAAGAAACCUACCUGCCCCGGCUCUGCAGAGACACGGUGGGUAGUUUCUGCCUCUCAGAGGCCGAGUCUGGCAGCGAUGCCUUUUCCCUCAGAACCAGCGCCCAGAAGCACAAGGAUUAUUAUAUUAUCAAUGGUUCCAAGAUGUGGAUCAGUAACUCGGAGCAAGCCGGUGUCUUCCUUGUAAUGGCCAAUGCCAACCCCUCUGCGGGGUACAAAGGUAUUACAUGUUUCAUUGUCCCCAAAGACACUGAAGGGUUUCACAUUGGAAAGAAGGAGGAUAAGCUGGGACUGAGAGCAUCUUCCACCUGCUCACUGACCUUUGAUAAUGUCAAGGUCCCAGAGUCCAACAUAUUGGGGCAGCUUGGUCACGGUUAUAAAUAUGCCAUAGGAAUGCUCAAUGAAGGCCGAAUUGGCAUUUCAGCACAGAUGCUAGGCCUGGCACAGGGCUGCUUUGAUCAUACUAUCCCAUAUACCAAGCAGAGGGUGCAGUUUGGGAAGAGAAUAUUCGAUUUCCAGGGCAUGCAGCAUCAGAUCUCACACGUGGCAACACAGCUGGAGGCGACGCGGCUGCUGACCUAUAAUGCGGCCCGGCUGAAGGAAGCAGGAAGGGACUUUAAAAAGGAGGCAUGCAUGGCCAAGUACUUUUCCUCUGAGGUGGCCUGCUUAACCACCAGCAAAUGCAUAGAAUGGAUGGGAGGAGUGGGAUACACCAAAGACUAUCCGAUCGAAAAAUAUUAUCGAGACGCCAAAAUUGGUACAAUCUAUGAGGGAACGUCCAACAUCCAGCUUAGUACUAUCGCAAAGUUGAUUGAGCCGGAGUACUGAGUGAUUAUUGUCUGGAUAUAAGAUAAGGAGACAGCGUGGGAAUGUACACUAUACCUUGCCAUACAUGGGUAUUUCCUCUGAUCUGGGUGAUAUUGGAUUGAUCCAAUCAUUUGUCUCUUGGGCCAAACGAUAGGAUCAAACUGACAGGAUACUUGCCGUUGGGAUGAGGACUGCAUCAAUGUGCUGAAACAUUUCUCAUCUCCACAGGAUUUUUAAACCUGCUCUGUUGAUAUUUGGCUGAUUUUCGACCAGAUAUCGGCCAGACAGGCCCAUCUGAGGGUCCCAUAGACGGCCACAGUUGUACAAACAAAAUGGUAGCCUAUUGUAGCAACAUAAGCAGCCAUGUUGUAUGUAUGACGAUCCAAUGUCUGUACUAUCCCUUUCUUACCAGUUUUCUUUCUCUUGUAGUAUCUGAACACUAUAAAUAUUUUUUUAAAUAAUUAAUGCAGAGGUGAACAAUGGGCUGGGUCAGGCUACAUUAUAUGUCGGCAAGGGAAUGUUUCCUGCAAUCCCAACUUUAAUUAGUUAUUUUCUGGAUUUGCAGAAUGAUUCGUGAAAACUUUAGAUGUGAAGAGUUUCUGUGUAGGACAAGGUGAAAGUAGAACAGUGUGUAUAUGUACUUAGCACUUAAUAUGUGUAUGUACUUAGCACUUUGGGGCAUAGCUAAGGGUGAGCAGACCAUUCGCCACAAGAGAACUUCAGAGUACCCCGGUGCAAUUGCUUAGAGCCAUGGUAUUCUCUUCAUGUAAAAUUGCAGUGAAUUUUCCACUCACCCUCAAUCAAAUAGGUCUUUUUGUGAUUUCAUGUUCCUGUGAGUGCAUUCAAAUAAAAAGAGACAUGAAUGGUUCUUAAGUCA